Molecule: messenger RNA, 1572 nt
Organism: Sclerotinia trifoliorum
Lineage: Eukaryota; Fungi; Ascomycota; Leotiomycetes; Helotiales; Sclerotiniaceae
Source: the annotation of a GenBank genome assembly
ACACCCUUUUCUCGUGCCACAUGAACGUUAGCAAUUAUCAUACAGAUAUCAAAAUAGAAUUUGUAAGUCUUACAUGACUCCAUGAAACCCAAGUACCAUUGCGAUCAUCUUCUCUUCUUGAACCCUCCCUCUCAUGCUUCACUUGUCCGUCAUGUCUGGGAAAGUUUCCUUCACAUAACGAUGCAAGUCCCUUUAUUUCGAUUAUGUGUUUGUCCAUUCAGUACAAUUCAAAUUUUCCUGCUUGCAAGUCUAGGAAAUGCAGAUUUUACUACCAAGAAUUGGAAUCCUGUACGAGGAAAAAAGUUUACUUUAGCUUGGAGUGGUACUAGUGAUGCGGGUUUAAAAAAUCUUACAUUGAACGAUGCGGAUAGUUCUGGAAUUGAAUUCGCAAUUGUUCAGAAUAUUGCUAGUAUGCUAUCUUCUUCUCGGCCACAUUGUCUCUUCAUACUGUAUACUGACUAUCAUAUGAGCUGAUAUCAAUGGGGGUUCUUUCAUGUGGUUACCAUCAACAUCCAUACCUGAUGGUACAUACGUAGUAAAUCUAUACGAAACGCCAAAUAAGGUUGAUAAGAAUGGUUUGACAUUCAUUGGAAAACCUUUUGUAUUUGGGAAUCCAAGCGCAAAUCAACCUGUUGUUGUGAGCUCACCUACAACUACUGCGGGUGCUGCACAAGUGGUUCACACUAUGACGUCUAUCACGAGCAGUCAGCAACAGGAAAUAACUGUGCUGGAUCCAACUACUAUUUUUAUUAUUCCUACUUCGUCUAGUUCCGCGACGACACAGGCAGACAAAAAUCCAGAGACUCUAUCGACUUCUUCAUUUGUUAUACCAACUUCUGCAGGGAGUUCUUCAGAAAACUUAUCAACCUCUAUUCGAUCCAGUGUACCAUCUACCUUUACAACUAUAGUAAGCCACCGCUUGCCAUACUUGUUAUAAUUUCAUACCUCAACUCAUACUAACAUGCACUAGCCCACCUCUUUACCUAUAUUCACAUCCACAUCUACCUCCCCAUCCUCAACCACAUCCCCCACCACAGCCUCAACCUCAACCUCAACCUCAACCUCAACCUCAACCUCAACCUCAACCUCAACCUCAACCCAAAUCCCAACCCCUUCACAAUCUCCAACACUCACAUCCACCCCUCCCCAAAUCCAUCUCCUCUGUCCUCCACCCCAAAAAACACAGCCAUAAACCUCUCCAUCACAAUAACCUGCAUCUGCAUCCUCCUCCUCUCCCUAAUCUCCAUCUAUCUACUCCAUCGCUACCAAAAAAUUAAAUUGAAGGAAUUGGGUUUGGUGGAUAAUAGAUACAAUAGAUAUAAAUGUUGGUAUAGAUGGGGGAAUGGUAGAAUUGUGAAUGAGGCAGUUGGAAGUCAGGAGAUUGGGAAUGAGAGGAUUGGAAGUGAGAAGAUGUAUUAUGAUGCGCAGAAAAGAAAUUGGGUUUUUAGGGUUAAUAGUAGACCCGUGGAAUUGGAGGGGACGGGAUGCUUGUGAUCUUUAUUGGGUGGAUGAAUGAAUGAAAGAGUGGUUUUGGGGUUCGAAGGUGGGAGUUUUCGAGGUGAGAGGGAGGAG